Messenger RNA from Dermochelys coriacea (leatherback sea turtle), 4475 nucleotides. RefSeq names its product abhydrolase domain containing 13 (gene ABHD13). Lineage: Eukaryota; Metazoa; Chordata; Testudines; Dermochelyidae. Gene Ontology annotation, molecular function: palmitoyl-(protein) hydrolase activity. The transcript has 3 exons. Gene Ontology annotation, cellular component: membrane. The record is from RefSeq and is a predicted model, not a curated record. The coding region runs from base 290 to 1303 and encodes 337 amino acids.
UCCCGGAAGCGGCGGUGGCUGAAGUUGCAAGUCCCGGCUUUGGCCCGAGCGAGCGAGCGAGCGAGCGCGGCGCGGGGGCGGGGGUCGAGCUCCGGCUGCGGAAGAGAAUGAGGCGCGGGGGCCCCGCCGAGCCCGAUUUCAGCCCGGGAGCGGUCCCGGCAGCGCGGCGCGUCUGAGCAAGUGUACUUUUCUCAUUGGAACAUGAACUUGCUUUGGCAUCCUGAACCUGUAUUGUUUCCACUGAUCACAAGGAGGAUACAUAUGGACUAAAAGAUCGCUCACUACUGCAAUGGAAAAGUCAUGGAUGCUUUGGUCCUUUGUUGAAAGGUGGCUACUGGCUUUGGCAUCAUGGUCUUGGGGUCUCUGCCGUAUUUCUCUUUUACCUUUGAUAGUAACUUUUCAUUUAUAUGGCGGCAUUACUUUACUUAUGUUAAUAUUUGUAUCGAUAGCAGGUAUACUAUAUAAAUUCCAGGAUGUACUGCUUUACUUCCCAGAACAGCCCUCUUCUUCACGCCUUUUUGUUCCUAUGCCUACCGGUAUACCACAUGAAAACAUCUUCAUCAAAACCAAAGAUGGAGUUCUUCUCAAUCUUAUUCUGUUGAGAUACACUGGGGACAAUGCAGUGUAUUCUCCUACUAUCAUUUAUUUUCAUGGAAAUGCAGGCAACAUUGGUCACAGGUUACCAAAUGCUUUGCUGAUGCUGGUAAACCUGAAAGUAAACCUGCUGCUGGUUGAUUAUAGAGGUUAUGGAAAAAGCGAAGGAGAAGCAAGUGAAGAAGGUCUAUACUUAGAUUCUGAGGCUGUGCUAGACUACAUGAUGACUAGGUCUGACCUUGAUAAAACAAAAAUCUUUCUCUUUGGCCGUUCCUUGGGGGGAGCAGUGGCUGUUCAUUUAGCUUCUGAAAAUUCCCAUAGGAUUUCUGCCAUAAUGGUGGAGAACACAUUUCUUAGCAUUCCACAUAUGGCCAGCACUUUGUUUUCUUUCUUCCCAAUGAGAUAUCUUCCUUUGUGGUGCUACAAAAAUCAAUACCUGUCCUACAGAAAAAUCUCUCAGUGCAGAAUGCCUUCUCUCUUCAUCUCUGGGCUAUCUGACCAGUUAAUUCCGUCAGUUAUGAUGAAGCAGCUUUAUGAAUUAUCCCCAUCUCGGACAAAGAGAUUGGCCAUAUUUCCAGAGGGAACUCAUAAUGACACUUGGCAGUGUCAAGGUUAUUUCACUGCACUUGAACAGUUCAUCAAAGAAGUAAUAAAGAGUCACUCCCCUGAAGAAAUGGCAAAAACAUCAUCUAACGUAACAAUAAUAUAAUUGAUAUUCCCUUUUUUUCUGAUAAAACUGCACUGUACCUUGAUUUGUGAAAUUGUAAAAGAAUGUCAAUUUUUAAAUGUAUAUUAUGACUGUACUUGCCUAAAGAGUGAAAUUAAACUUGGAAAGGUCUAAUACUUUAUUAUGAUGAUCCAGAUAGUGUUUACAUUUGCAACAUUGUAAAUGAAAGAACAGUUCUACAGGUCUUUCCGAUACACUUUUUUGGAUAUGUUUAUUCUUCCACUUGUUCGAUAUAUACAAUGAAGGCUAUUAAAAACUUCUCGUGACUACAUUAUUACAAUUUACAUUAGUUUUAGAUGACAGAAGGCUCUUCAGUAUUCUCUGCUGUAUGUAUCAGCUAUUUGGCCAAUCAUGAUUAGCAAAAUAUGUUCCAUAACAAUAUUUCUCUUCUAGGAUUUAGUUUAAGUAUACCAUGCAUGAUAGUGUUUUUUUAUUCCUUGAAUUUCUGUGUUAUGCAAGAUAUGCUAAGUAAUGUAAAUAGCAUUAAUGGCAGUGUAUACCUAUGGGUAUACGAUCCUGAUUAUUUUUAUGGUUAUAUAUGCUAUAUUACAAAUUGAAGGUUAAGAGGAAAACCCAAUUUUCUAUAUUAAUUUCAUUAUUUAUACUGUAGUAGUGCUCUCAAAUUUGAGUGUCCAUGCCUAAAGGCCAAGAGAUGUUCUUCCUUGUACAGCCUGCUAUUUGAGAAGAGAAUCAACCUAUGAAGAGAGGGGAAAAAAUGUACCAUCCAAAUAUAACUCUUUCAAAACUAUUAUUGUUUGUCCACAGCUCUUCAACUUAGCCUUUAUUAGUUGUCAUUUCUUGUUGGCAUCACAAUAGAAUAAUCAGUUUAGGUAGGGUGUCCCAUGUUGUGGAUCAGAAUAGCAGAAAGAGCAACGCUAUUUGUUGAAGAGGUGGCAGGUGGGGUGCUACAUUUAAACUUGCAUUUGAUUUUAAAUUUGAUGAAAUUAAACAGGCUUGUACUCCCUCUGCAUACACUUCUAAAAACCAGUAGUCUGUUUAAACAUUAGAGUUUGAAUUGUACGGUUUCUAUGAUAGGGAUAAGAAAGCCACAUAAACAUUUAGACUCAGCAGAUUUAGGAUUUGUUACGUUCUAGAGAAUAUAGAUCAUUUUAUUUUAACUCCUUUAGCCUUUGCAGAUUUUUUUAUUUAAAUUUUAUUGUAUAAUGUGCAGAAUGUCUGUAAGUACCAUCAACAAAAAUGUGAAUUUCUUCCAGUCACAUUAAGAGUUAAUGGUGACCACUUUAGUGUCAACAGUGUUGAAUAAUAAGAUAAGAGCCUGAUUGUGACUGUCCUUCUAGAAUGAGGAUCCUUGCUUGAACAACUAUACCAAAGCUGUCCGUCAUCAGCACAGUUAACAUGACAAGGUGUAUUAUAUAUUUGUACUAGGUUUAAUUACUCAUUUGUUGCCGAUGAUGUGCAGUUUGCCUAUUCAACAAAUAGCUUUUUUUUUUUUAUCAGACUAAGGAUAUCUGUGAAAAAAAAAGGUUUUCCAUACAAAAAUCUGUACCAUUGCUGUUUCAGGCUGAAUUCUGUUCAGCCUUUCUGCUAUUACUCUUAAGCCCUAAUUCAGGAAAGCACUUCAGCACAUGCUUAAAUCCAUUCCUGUUUCGGAGUGGCACUUAAGCACGUGCUCAGGGUCCGUUGGCUUCAGUGAACAAAGCUGCAUUCCUGAACUGGUGCCUCAAUGACUACUUUAUUAUAUGGGAGUACAGGUAUUGCACAUGGAUAUGUAGUUAUCAACAAAUUAAAUAUGGACAUGGGGGUGAAAUAUCUCAACUAGAGAAAAUAGUUUUCAACAAUGGUUAUUCUUUUUUCUUAAUAAAAACAUCCUAUAUUGCUGCCAUCUCGGUGAUAAGUAUUUUUUUUUUUAAUACUGCAGCCAUGAGUCCUUUAAAAUGACUGCAGUCAACAUUAGAACUGCCUAGUGUGUUAAACUCUCCUUAGUUAUAGUUUGUCUGACUUCCUUGUCUCUUCUAAUUAUUUCAGAGUUGUGCGGUAUGUUUCUUUUCCUGUGUGAUGUAGAAGUGGCAACCUUCUUAAUGGCUAAAAGGAUUUAAUGGAUCAUAAUGUUCAUUUACUUGGUAAUUCCUAUCAGAUCAUGUACAUUUUUCACAAAUUUUGCUCUUGUGUAGUACUAUUUCAGCUACAUCACAGAUUUGGAACUGACUAAAUUCCUACAGAAAAUAGAAUAAAUAAAUUAUAUCUGAGUAAGUGGGACAAAUAUUGCUGUUCUGAAAGAAAAAGCUUUUAAUAGUAGCAGCCACUCAUGCAGAUUAUUUGUUGACGGUUGUAAAUUCAGCUCAGUAAAUGACAACUUUUGAAGCAGCUAUGUCUUGCAAUUAUUAAAUUAUGCUCAAUAUAAAAUGGAUUUCCAAAGCAAAAGCUGAAUAUAAAUGUGUAUUUUUAGUGUAAACUCUAACGCCAUAAAGGGCUCUUUAUGCACUUGUAUCAUCUGAGUAGGCAAUGUUGAAUUGUGGCCCAUAGUUGCAAAAGCAACUGGUCAGGGGAGGAAAGGGGGAGGAAAUCAUGACAAACUAGAACUGUUUAGCAAUGCACUCUUGAUCACCAAACCAUGUUUUCACCAUAGUGACUGUGGGAUUUCAAGUAAUAUAUCUGAAAACCUGCACAGUGUGAUGAAUAUUUAUCCCAGGGAUGAGGUGUCUAUAUCCAUAGGAUUUAUUAAACUGAAUACUGACCCCUCAACCACAUAUGCAUGUUCAAACUCCUUUUCUGUGCUGUAUAGGGAUAGGGUCAUGUUAAGCAGUGUGAAUGAGAAACUGAAUCUCUAACAGGAGUUUACCCUUUUGCUUUGAAAUCCCUCUGGGGCAGGUGAGGAGGGAAAACUUGAACCAAUUUUGUUAAGUUCUGUUUUCUGUAAAUGCUACACUGCUGUCAGUGGGAUUAUUUAUUGGUAACAACAGUAGAGAAUGAUCCCCCUCCCCCCCCCCGUGAGGGAAUCCUUCCCAGUUGGAACACCUGACAAGUCAAGAUUUUUGUCUACAGCAAUGCACUCAUUCUGGCUCCAAAUUGUAAAGUGACAAAUCGGUGUUUUGCUGUUGAGUUUUUGGUUUGAGAAGCAGCUGUUGUGGUUGGGUAUUGAGAAGAAUCUCUGCCAUUUGGUUAAAGUAUGACUGCUGUUACAUCAUUUGUGUUU